This is a messenger RNA of Corythoichthys intestinalis (scribbled pipefish), 847 nucleotides long. It is a transcript of the gene dpm3, whose product is annotated as dolichyl-phosphate mannosyltransferase subunit 3, regulatory. The record is from RefSeq and is a predicted model, not a curated record. Gene Ontology annotation, biological process: GPI anchor biosynthetic process. Lineage: Eukaryota; Metazoa; Chordata; Actinopteri; Syngnathiformes; Syngnathidae. The transcript has 2 exons. Gene Ontology annotation, cellular component: endoplasmic reticulum membrane; dolichol-phosphate-mannose synthase complex. The coding region runs from base 58 to 336 and encodes 92 amino acids.
AUUAAUACGCCAAAUAGGCCAAACAGCAAGGGGUUGCUUCCGUGUCCUGGUUUCAUCAUGACCAAAUUUAUGGAGUGGCUAUUCGGAGUUUCGGUGGUGCUGGCCGCCUGGGUGCUGGUUGCCUUCGACCCGUUGGACCUGAAGGUGCCGCAUCCGUACCGAGAAGUGGCUUGGCCCAUGCCGCUCUACCUGUUGGUGUCGUUCGGCUGUUACUCCUUGCUCACGGUGGGCUACCGGGUGGCCACCUUUAACGACUGUCAGGAGGCCGCAGAGGAGCUUCAAGCACAGAUUAAGGAGGCAAAGAAGGACUUGAAAAAGAAAGGCUUGAGGAUGUAAAACCUUUGGACUAAUGAGUUUCCGAAACCUAAAAAGUGACUGGGAAAGAAAGCGCACAUCUUGAAACAGACAGACAAUUAUGGACCACACGCAGUUGUGUAAAUGUAUGCACAACAAUGUAUUUGUUGAUUAUUCGAGAUAUCUUAUAGAUAUAAAUAAAUAGAUAAUUUAUAUUUUUAGUAUAUGUGACUUUUAGUUCAGUUUGUGUUUUAGUUACUAUAAACUAUAAAAUGGUCUUUCUCAACCUGGUCUUGAGUCACAUUCCUGGUGUGGUGGUGGUUUCUGUAUUCAAGCAUACUUUUGACAAAGGCAGAUGAAGUUAGAGGUGAGAAUAUCAGUAUAUUGAAAUCUCUUUAUAAACAGGUAAAAUGUGCAAAUAUCCCGAUUUGGCAAAAAAUAAAAUUUAAAAACCUUGUUUAAUUGAUUUAUUGGAGAGUUUUAUAUAGAGUGUAAGGCCAUGUCUACACCUAGCAGAGGUUAUUAUUAUUAUUUUAACCGAGGAUCCUGCCAU